Molecule: messenger RNA, 4035 nt
Organism: Diprion similis
Lineage: Eukaryota; Metazoa; Arthropoda; Insecta; Hymenoptera; Diprionidae
Product: centlein
Exons: 21
Coding region: 454-3750 (1098 amino acids)
Biological process (GO): regulation of cilium assembly
Cellular component (GO): centrosome
Source: RefSeq, a predicted model, not a curated record
UCUGUCUUUGAAAAGAAGAAAUGCAAAAAGAAAGACAUUUAUUUGAGUAGGUCAAGUUGACAUGCAUGAUAUCACUGACCCUGGAUACCACUACUUUUGUUAUUUUGUUUGUAUUAUUGAUGCAUAUUCACAGUGUAUGGAAACAAAAACAAACAAAAAAAAUAUCAUUUUAUGUUUGUGCCUUUGAGAAAUUGGAGAUUUUUUUUUAGAGCCUUUGGAAUUACGCAAAACAUCACAAAAAAAAAACUGUCAAAAAAAUUAUACAUAUAAGCAACGCACAAAGUUUUUCAAAGGCUCUCAAAUUGCCUUACGCAAUUUGAAAUCGACGACGUCCCAAUUGGCUAACGACUCUACUACGAUAUUUACAAUAACGUUUGUAGUUUAUUGAAGAAACACCAAUCGAUAAUCGCAACUAGUCGAAGCUAAGGACGGUGUUGUUUCGAAGGUAAAAACAUGAAGAAACGUAGGCCGUGUACUUGGAAUCAAGUAAGAUCGCCGGGAAAUUUACCAAACGGAGCAAAUUAUGCACGUACAGCGGAAUCAGUAGGAGGAAAAAGCAGGAGCUUUCACGAGUUAAAGAAGAGGCGUAUACAGAAAAAUGUUACAAAAGUACAACAAACCAGAAGCAGCGAACUCACCAAUGAUGUGGAAUUAAGCAAAGAAUUAUUUGGCUCGCUAGAAUCUUUAUUCGACGUAAAGAAACCUCUGCGCUUACAGGACCUACCCAUAUUGUCACAAAAUUACGCUGAACAAGGAGAUACCACUAACUCUACUCCACAGUCUAGAAGCCCGAAAACUCCUCGUUAUUCAUUAGAUCCACCAGAACCACACAUUCUUUUCGAGUCAGAAAGCUUCAUCAAGUUACCAGAAUUUGGAUUACUAGAAGGAAUAGUAGAAGAAUCUCUGCAGACCGAGUCCAACAAAACUAACACUGAACAAUUUAGCGAAUCACAAGAGUGUCUCAGUAUGGCUGAUGAGGAAGAUCAGACUAAGACUCAGAAUGAGGGUCAGGGUGAAGACAAAACUGGAGAUGCAGGAGAAAAUUCAGAAAAUGGACCACCACCCUACCCAAUGCCACCAGGGAUUGGUGAAGGAGUGCCUAUCAAACCUGGAGGACAUCGGGAGUCCACGAUGAGUUCGUUACCUUUGACGGACACUGCAGUGAUGAAGGAAAUGAAAGAAGCGGACAAAAGGUGUACUGCAAUAGCAGCUGAAAUAGAACAGUUGAAAAAAGAGCUGUCGGAAUUAACGAACAAAAAAGAUCUGACUCAAGAAGAUACGUUGAAAAUUAAAGAGAAGCAAGAAAGCGUUAUGACCAAGCUUGGAGAGUUUGAGAAAAUAACUAGAAAACUUCAACGGUUGUUAGGCUUGGCUGAUCCUUCGAGUCAAACCUUUGCCAAGAUGUUUGAAAUGCUUCCUUACCCACAUGGAAAACGAACAUCGGAUGUUACCAAGGAGAAGGGUGAGCUGUUCGACAUUCCGCAGAUGGAAUAUCCCGAGGACAAACUUCCAAGGGUGAUCGUUUGUGGUAACACAGAAGAGAACAUACCAAAGAUAGUAGUAGGCGACAGCGAGCGAAAGGGGAAGAAAAAGUGUUUUCAAAAUUUAACUGGAAAGUUGACGGAGUCAUUGAACAUGCAGGAGAAGCUCGUCAAAGAAAAUGCUCAGCUCGAGGGUGGAAGGUAUAAGUUGGAGGAAGCUUUGUUGGAGAAGGACAACGCGGUGGACAGCCUGCAGCGAAAGGUGUGUGGACUGCAGGCUGAGAUGCGAAUUGUAGUGAAAGAGAAUUCUGAAUUGAGUCGACAAUUGGCUUGCCUUAAUCAACGAAUCUGUUCGCCUCGUCAAUCACCACCGCCCCCGCCACCAUUACCGCCACCAGCUCGUCCAUACACCAGUAAUCGUGGCCUUUUCUCACAAGACGAAGACAGUAAUUCAUGUGCUUGCAAGUGUUGCCUGCAACAAGAAGGUGGAGACACAUAUGCAACAAAUACGCGCACAGUUUGUGUGAACGACCCAUCGAAGGUCACUGGCAGUUUCAGCAGCAACGGUUCCCCGAGAUUAUCUGGUGGCGCUUGCGGCGGAAACACAUCAGGGACAGAAAGCGAUAAAAUGUGCUGCAGAAGUCCUGCAGCCAACCAGGUUCCGCCCCCAACAACAAGGGGAGCAUGCCCUGCGGAGCUGGAAAACAAGCUAGCAAUGUAUGGGAACAACACCAAACAACUGGAGCAGCAAUUAGGCUGCAUGGAGUCUGAGGUCCGGAAUAUGCAGAUGGAACUUGCUAAUGUCCAACGAGAAAGGCAGCAGCUUGAGCAGCAAAGAAAACUUCUGAAGUGCACUGGACCCUGUGCCCCUUGUUCCUGUUGUCCGCCCUCACAGCAGCAGUCACAGCAAUCUCAGCAGCAAAUUCCACAGUUGAAAAACAUGCCUCCGGCAAUGCCACUUGCCAAGAUGAAUCCUCAACAAGUUCCAUCAUGUGCUGAACCAUGUACAAAUGCACCAAUGGGCGGAAGUAAUUGUCCGCAACAACAACUACGAGAUUUGAGGGAACAGUACGCCAGACUACAAGAUGACUAUAAAAGCAAAUUGUGCGAGGUCUCUGUACUGAGAACAGAAUCAGAAAAGACGAAACAGGAAGCAAGGGACGCCAAAGAGGACAAGGAGAGGGCAGAGAAUAAACUUAUUGACUUGGAGGAGCGAUUAAAACUCUGCGAAGCUGAAAAGAACAAGUUAGCAGGAAGUAAGGAGCAGCUUGUGGAACAGGAACAAGCGCUGCUGGUGGCUAAGCAACGAUUUCGUGAGGCACAAGACGAACUAGAGGAACUGCGAUCGCUGAUUCAGGAUCAAGCAAGCCAGCUUGAAGAUUAUCGCAACAAAUACUUGCAGGCACAGCAACAAGUCGAGGAACAACGUCGACAACUGGACCUCAUGGAAAUGGAUAAUGCUCGAAUGAACGAAAAUGUUACUUUGGAAAUUGGCCGGGUUAAGAACCAAUUUCAAGAAAAACUUGCUGAGCUUGCCCCUCUGCCUGACCUAUUGAAACAAACACAGCUCAAAUUACAAGAAUCUCAGCAAAUGCGAUUACUGGCUGAACGAAACUGCGAGGAUUUAUCACGGGAGGUUUUAGUUUUCAAAGACAAAGUGGGUACCAUUCAAAAUCAAAUGGACAUACUUCGCGCCGAAAAUCAAACGUUGCAGGAUGAAAAAGCGUCAAUGGCAGCAAGAUGGGAUGAGCUUGAAAGAAGGAAUGCAGAAAUGAGAAAUGAGAACGAAAGGAUGAAGAAUGCAUCGGCAAGAUUUGAGGAGCACAUUGCACAGAUGCAAAAACGUAUAGAUGAAAAGAUGCACGAGGUCACCCAGCUGACAGCGAUGCUGGAUCAAGUGCGUGAGGAUUCCGCCCGUCAAGUAGCUAGAACAAAAGAGAGAUGCGAGACGAUAAGACGCUCGAUGCAGGGACAGAUUGCCGAAAUGGAAAGACAGCUGGCACAAUGUAGAGCAACAGCAAGAGCAGCUCAGAAAGAUAGAGACGAGAUUCGUCAGAAGAUGCAAGGGCAGAUCAACAAUUUGAAUGAGGCCUUCGAACACGCUCAAGGACGCAUCCGAUCACUGCAAGGACAUGUAAAUUACUUGAAAAAUUCGUACAGCAACAUUUUUCGGGGAGGUCAGGGUCAGGGUCAGGGAGAAACGCCACCAUUACUGCCAGGUGAGCCCGGACAGGGCCAGGGAUAUGACUCCUGCGACUGCAACUAUUAAUUACUGAUAUUGCCAUUAGGAAUACAGUAAUUUUAGCAAUAGUAUAAAAGUUUCUGCACGUCGAGUAAAAUUUUAGCGAGCCAAAGUUCAUCUUUUGAUUUACGUGUAUUUUUUUAGCAAUUUUUCUAUGUGCUGUAAAGGUACUAAUUUCUAUCAUAGAUUUGAAAGUCAAGGCAAAAAAAAUUUUUAAACCUAAACUAUGUCUUAAAUUGAAUCUACGUUACAACAGAAGAAAAUUUCUCCAAUUUUUUGUUGUUCUGUUGAUUAUUGCAACUGGUUUCCACG